Molecule: messenger RNA, 465 nt
Organism: Somion occarium
Lineage: Eukaryota; Fungi; Basidiomycota; Agaricomycetes; Polyporales; Cerrenaceae
Source: the annotation of a GenBank genome assembly
AUGGUGAAGACCGACGAUAUCGGAUUGUGCUGGGUCAAGACACUGGAAAUUAUGUCGCACGCCAACCCACAAUGCGCAAGAAUGUUGCAGGGACUCAUGAUGUUACAAUUCCUGUCACCGGGUGGUGCUCGGUAUCAUACGGGGAAAGUCGAGGAUCAAGACGAAUCACGAGGCAAUGUGUACCGCCCGCAAACGUUCCACAUAGGUUGUCAGUCUCCCACUUUGCGACCCGAGAGAGCAACGAUGGGGCCACCAGACAGAGCCGUUCGUUGGGGUAACUCAAUGGAACAUCAAUCAGGUAUACAGAAAGGACUCCCACGCAGAAUCUGUUGUAGAUCAAGUUACAGAAAGUGCAUUCAGUUGCCACCCCAGUUAUUGAGCGCUGGUGGGAGAAAUCUAAGGAGUCAAGAAAAAGAAGAAUGUGAGCGCGUGCCUGCUUUGCAGGAGAACAUUCGCGCCCGUUAG